Messenger RNA from Talaromyces proteolyticus, 900 nucleotides. RefSeq lists its product as uncharacterized. The record is from RefSeq and is a predicted model, not a curated record. The transcript has 5 exons. Lineage: Eukaryota; Fungi; Ascomycota; Eurotiomycetes; Eurotiales; Trichocomaceae. Gene Ontology annotation, molecular function: hydrolase activity, acting on ester bonds. Bases 1 to 900 code for a protein of 299 amino acids.
AUGAAACUGACUACGUCCUUCCCAAUUUUGGCUAUGACCACUGCCGCAGCGCUGGCACACCUAAGAGAUGUAUCGCCGGUUUAUUUCUUCACUUUCGGGGACUCGUAUUCCAUGACUAGUUUUGAUACUAGUGGUGUGCAACCGAGCGCGUCCAAUCCAAUGGGCAACCCUACAUUAGGCCAAGGAACAACCACUGGAGGCUUGAAUUGGAUCGAAUAUCUUACUACUGAAUGCAACAAGACCUUAGUUCUCACUUAUGACCUCGCAGUUGGUGGGGCUACAAUUGACAACGACAUUGUUUCUAAUCCAGGAUAUGAUGAUGAUGUAGUUUAUCAGGUUGGGGUGUUUGACUCAGUUUACAAGGAUAGUCCUUCGGAUGCUCCGUGGACAUCCUCAGACGCGGUUUUCGGUUUUUGGAUUGGAGUUAAUGAUGCGGGAAAUUCAUAUUGGAAUUCGGACCCCGAAAACAUUACUUCAGCCCUAGCAAAUGAGUACGAGUCACUCGUUGAGCAAAUAUAUACAGACGGUGGGCGCAAGUUUCUGUUUCUGAAUGUGCCCUCUAUCCAGGAAAGUCCUUUUUGGGAAAGUCAAGGAACCACGGUUGUCCAAGAACUCGCAAAUUAUCUCACCGUGUUCAACGGGGCGAUCAAGAACAUGACUUCAAAUUUCCAGCAGAAAUACUCCGACGCUACGGUUGUUUUCUAUGAUUCUUUUACUCUCAUGACGGCCAUCCUAGCCUCACCCACAAAAUAUGGAUAUCCAAAUGACACAGCGGCGUCAUGCUAUAAUUCAGAUGGGAGCACUUGUGUGUGGUGGAAUAGCCUACACCCUGGAUAUAAGUUUCAUCAGUUAAUGGCCGAAGAGUUAGCACCUCAAAUAUCUUCCUUCGGUGGAUGGUGA